AUGGCUACCACGGAAUCUCUCGGAACGGGCAUCAUACGCACCGAAAGCGGGCGUCAAACAUACGCGCCUGAUGGAAUCGUCUCGUCUCCUCAUGAUGCUUCCCGUGCAUCGGAUAUCUCACACAGCAGCACACUGAACCGCAACGAGAAGGAUCUCAAAGAUGAUAGCUCCGAGGGAGCAGCUGGCCAGUCGAAUGAAGACCGCGAUAUCGAGAAGCAGUCUCAGAACAAGGAGUCCAAAGGAGAUAAGAACGAUGAUGGAGACGAAGAGAAAGAUCCCAACGUCGUCGAUUGGGACUCGGAAGACGACAAGGAAAACCCAAUGAACUGGUCCCCUCUUCGGAAAUGGACCAUUGCAGUCUGUAUGGGUUUGAUGACUUUGGUUGUGACUUUUGCCUCGUCUGUAUUCAGCAGCGCCACUCAGGUCACCGCCAUGCAAUUCGGUGUCAGCGCAGAGGUCAUGAUUUUGGGAUUGGCAUUGUUUGUGUUGGGAUUUGCUUUUGGUCCCAUCGUCUGGGGACCACUGAGUGAGCUGUACGGUCGAAAGACGCCCCUCUUCAUCGGCUACGCAAUCUUUGCCAUCUUUCAGAUCCCUGUCGCUGUAGCGCAGAACCUCCAGACGAUCUUCGUGUGUAGAUUCUUCGGAGGCUUCUUCGCCAGUGCUCCUCUAGCCAUCAUCGGUGGUUCUCUGGCCGACUUUUUCGAUCCCGUCAACCGUGGCGUGGCACUCUGCUUGUUCGGAUCUGCGACUUUCAUUGGACCUACAUUGGGACCCAUCAUGGGAGGUUUCAUCACAAUGAGCUACCUGGGAUGGAGGUGGACGCAGUGGAUCACACUCAUCAUGGCGGCCUUGUUCGGCACCAUUGGUUUUAUUGUCAUUCCAGAGACGUACGCUCCRGUUCUACUUCAGCGCAAGGCGAAGAAGCUUCGAUAUGAGACCAAGAACUGGGCUUUGCGUGCACCCGCCGACGAGAAGAAGGUAGACAUGCAGGAGAUUGCGGAGAAGUACAUCCUUCGACCUUUCAAGAUGUUGGCUCUCGAGCCGAUUCUUGUCUUGAUCACAUUGUACAUGGCGCUCAUCUACGGCAUCAUCUAUGGUUUUUUUGAGGUAUUCCCAAUAACAUUCCAAGAACAACGCGGCUACAACCUCGGCGUCGGCUCCCUCCCCUUCCUCUCCGUCCUCAUCGGUGUCAUCUGCGGCUGCCUCAUAAUCACCUUCCUAACCAAAACGCGCUUCGCACGCAAAAUGAAAGAAAACGGCGCCGUCGUUCCCGAAGAGCGUCUCCUUCCCAUGAUCAUCGGUGGCGGUCUUCUCCCCAUAGGUCUCUUCUGGUUCGCAUGGACUUCCAACCCAAACAUCACUCCCUGGCCACAAAUCAUCGCCGCCGCACCAAUCGGAGCGGGCAUCAUGAUGAUCUUCUUGCAAGGUCUCAACUACAUCAUCGAUGUGUACAAAAUGAAUGCCAAUAGUGCUAUUGCGGCGAAUACCUUCUUUCGAAGUUGGGUGGGCGCUGGAUUUCCCAUGUUCGCGACUCCCAUGUUCCACAACCUGGGCGUUCCGUGGGCAAUGAGCUUGCUUGCAUUCCUCUGUGUCGCACUAUUUCCCGUGCCGAUCUUGUUCUACAUUUACGGUGCAAGAAUCAGGAAAUUGAGCAAGUUUGCGCCUGAGUAA
Messenger RNA from Ramularia collo-cygni, 1671 nucleotides. RefSeq names its product probable fluconazole resistance protein. Gene Ontology annotation, biological process: transmembrane transport. Gene Ontology annotation, molecular function: transmembrane transporter activity. Lineage: Eukaryota; Fungi; Ascomycota; Dothideomycetes; Mycosphaerellales; Mycosphaerellaceae. Bases 1 to 1671 code for a protein of 556 amino acids. The record is from RefSeq and is a predicted model, not a curated record. The transcript has 4 exons.